This is a messenger RNA of Manis pentadactyla (Chinese pangolin), 2625 nucleotides long. It is a transcript of the gene CCDC200, whose product is annotated as coiled-coil domain containing 200. The transcript is spliced from 4 exons. NCBI's taxonomy places the organism in Eukaryota, Metazoa, Chordata, Mammalia, Pholidota, Manidae. Bases 1985 to 2518 code for a protein of 177 amino acids. The record is from RefSeq and is a predicted model, not a curated record.
GGGACUUGAUAAUAUGGGUAAAUGUAGUAACCACAUUGUUUUUUCAUGUGAAACCUUCAUAAGAGUGUAUAUCAAUCAUACCUUAAUAAAAAAAAAAAUCCAGACUGGAAGGGGUGGAGUGGGAUGUGGAGCAGAAUCCUAGAGAUGGAGAGAAGUCGAUGGUGAGAAGUGAGGUUUGGGAGAGGCAGCAUACAGGGAGGCAGGAGAGAGGCCCAGAAAGGGAGAUGAGGAGGGGGAAGGCAGAUUCAACCUGAAAAUCCCUCUUCUGGCAUGAGGACUGGCUCAGAGGUUUAGAAACAUUUCCCUUAAUACAGCCAGAGCAUCUCUGAGCAUCUCCCCCACCUAUCUGAUCCCCACUCUUUCUAGGGUAGAAUGAUAGAGAGAGGGAAAGCGAGAGAGAAGAGAUGGAAACCAGAACCCACUUCCCCCUUUGGUCAUUUACUUGUUGAGAUAGUCGAGGGCCUUCAUUAUUUUCCAUCUAAAUAUUUUUAGGAUUAAUUCAUAAGAAGAUAAAUGUACAGUGACAAUCCUUAAUGUUUUGCAUCUGAAAACCUCUGUGUAUCUGUUGUUUCAAAUGACAUCCCUGGGUGCUCAGACAAGGAACUAACACCCCUUUUCACAAAGGAGGAAAGUGAUCCCGCAAGGCUCAGCGCCCAGCAAGCCCCACAGCAGAGCUGGGCCGUCCCUCCCAGUAGGCCAGAGCUGUGUGCCCGCUGCAGAGCAGGCACUCUCCAAGCAUUCCGUGGGGUCUUCCAACAACUGUCACAGGCAUCCUGAGUGACCUAAGUGCCCCCAGCUAGUAGGUGACACAGCCAAGAUGGAACUUGAGUCUUUUUUACUCCAAAACUCAAGCAGACUCUAUUACACUGGCUUCCUGAAUUAACAGAUUCUCCAGGAACCUUUUCUCUGGUUAAGGGCUGCUUCACACACACACAUACGCACACACACACCCCUCUCUACCACCAGUCUCUGAGGCUGGAGCUGGGUUUGAAGCCCAUUUUUCACUUAUACUCUUCCCCUGCUCGUAGCACCAAAGCUGGGUUCAGGCUCUGCUGCUUCCAGAAAGGUUGAUAUUUGUGAGUAAAGGUGUGCAUAUGUAGGAGGUUAAGUACCCAAUCCCUGCCUCCAUAAACCUUCUGGAUUUGAUCCCCUUCCCUGGCCACUCCAUCCACUAGCAACACAAGGCAGGUAGGAUAAUAAAUAACACCAACCUAUAGAUGAACAACGUUGUAGUUCAUCUCAUACAUUUCUCAUCCAUUAAUCAGUCUGGCCCUGAUACCAGCUCUGUGAAGAAGGAAAUGAGUAAUACCUUUCUAGUUCUACAGGCAAGGAAACUGAGGCCCAGAGAGGUUAGGGAAGGUUUCCAGGGUUAGAGGAAGAGGUAGACCCUAGGCUUGAGCCCAGCAUUAUAAAUCCCCAAGACUAGGGCCCUCUCUAGUAAGCCACCUUGCCUUCACAGGGCUCGGAACCCAGUGAGGAUUAGUUGGAUUCUAUAUUUUAUUUCUGCUUGCCUCAGCAUAGGGGGAAGAGAUGGAGGACUGAGCAAAUGGUAACCAGAGACCUUUGUUGGUAGGGUGGGAGGGAUGAGGGUGGUUAGCAGAGGGCCAGAUAAGGAUGCUGGAAUCCUGGGAAGGAGAGGAGAAAGAAACCAGAGAAAAAAGCGAGCCAGCUUAGGAAUUGUCCUUGGGGCCCACUGAAACUGAUGGCUAAGGUGGGAAAGUGCCUUUUACCUGCCCAGAGCCCAGGAGAGAAAGGUACUUUACAGAUAUUUGCUAGGAGGCUUGGGAAAAAUAUGUCCCUCCUCCCCAAGGCGGUGGCAGGGGGGGGCCUGCCCAGUUGCCCUGGUAGUGGCCACAUUGUGAGGUGAUUCUGGUUACAGGCAGUGGGGUUGGGUGAGAGGAGACAGAGGCGGUGGGAGCAGUGACAGAAUCCUGAGCUCUGCUGUCCCCAUCCCCUGCCUGGGGCUUCUGCCUCCCCCACCAUCAUGGGAAGUGCUUACCACUGGGAGGCCCGUCGUAGGCAGAUGGCUUUGGACAGGAGGUGGCUGAUGGCCCAGCAGCAGCAACGGCAGGAAGAGCAGGAAAUGAAGAAUCUCCAAGAGAAGGAAGUUCAGUCUGAGAGAAAUCCCCAGACAUCCCGGGAGUUGCAGCAGAAGCAGAAGCCACCACCGGCCAAACCACAGCUGCCAUCCCCAUCCGCGGAACCGCAGCCGCCCACUGCGCAGCCAGUCGAGCAGCAGCAGCUGCAGCUUUGUGCGCAGCUGUGGCAGCAAAAUGCCGAAGACACUCUUACUCAGUGCGCCUCCAAAGCUGUUCGGCAGGAUUCCGAAAGGCCAGGUCCCCAGCGUGGCUCAAUGGGAACCCACCAAGUUGGAGGGCAAUCCGAUGACCUUAGCAACAAAUUGCAAGGAGGGCUGAAGAUCCAAGACCCUGAUUUCAGGAAAUCGUACCAGUCUAGCCCAGAUAAAUACACCCAGCCAGCACGAUUCACGUCAAGGAAUUACACACAGCAGUGGUGAUCCAGAGUCCCCAAGACACCAUUGGCCAUCAACAAAAAACUGAGCAACACUACCUUCUCAUCACCUAGCAACAUCUCCACUCCAAGAGCCACCCUCUGCUGACCCAC